This is a messenger RNA of Stegodyphus dumicola, 1074 nucleotides long. RefSeq lists its product as uncharacterized. The record is from RefSeq and is a predicted model, not a curated record. NCBI's taxonomy places the organism in Eukaryota, Metazoa, Arthropoda, Arachnida, Araneae, Eresidae.
AUGGCAGCCUUUGCUGCAUUUAAAGGAGAGUUGAAAGAGUCUGCUAAAGUAGAGAUGAAAUUGGUUAAAUUUGAGAUGAAAUCAGUUAAAAAAGAUGGAUACUGGUCACAAAGAGAUGAAAGCCGGUUGGAACGAAUUGAAGCAGAAUUCGAUGUUAUUGAAGAUUAUCGUGACAAGGUCGUUAGAAUUGAAACCAAAGUGAAAGAUAUUCUUCAGAAUCUACAAAAUGUAAGUACUUUAAAUUUAAUUUUGAAUGAAUCUGUUAAUGAGAAUGUAUGUAAGCGUACAUUUAAACUUCCAAAGCUUGAAUUGCGAAAAUUUGUUGGUGAAAUUAAGGAAUGGUUAUUUUUUUGGAGUCAAUUUGAAAAAAUUGACAAAGAUACUACGAUUUCUAAUAGUGAUAAAUUUCAAUAUUUAUUACAAGCGACUGUUGAGGGUUCGCGUGCAAGGGAGGUUAUAGAAAGUUUUCCCCCUACAUCUGCUAAUUAUCCCCAGGUCAUAGAAUGUUUGAAGGCUCGUUUUGGUCGAAAUGUCUUGCAAGUGGAAGUUUAUGUGAGAGAAUUGUUGAAAUUGGUCCUGAGAAAUGCAAAUUCUAGUAAUUCCUGUAAUAACUUGUGUGCAUUAUAUGAUAAUUUGGAACAACAAAUUCGGGCUCUGGAAACCCUUAGCGUCACUACAGAUAAAAGUGACGCAUUACUUUAUCCUUUAGUUGAAUCUUGCUUGCCUGAAGAAUUUUUAAGAGCUUAUCAAAGAAGUGCAAAUGUUGACCAUGGUCCAGACCCAAAAUGUAGACUGGACAGUUUAUUAAAAUUUUUGAAAUCAGAAGAACGCCUAAGUUCAGCUAUGGCUGGUUUUGGUGUGAAGAACGAAGUGACCUGGGGGAUUAAAUCUAUUAAAACUGUUCACGAUCGACCAUCAACGGCAGCAAGUUUGUUGAGUGCUGAUUCUCCCACUAAGAAGUGCGUGUUUUGCUGCGGAAACCAUGAUUCAUUUAAUUGUUUUAAGGCUCAAAAAAUGCCAUUUUCAGAGAGUCAAAAACUCUUAAAAGAUAAAGGGCACUGCUUUCGCUGUUAA